AUGUCAGCUCGAACCCGUCUCCAUAUCCAAUCUGCGGCCCUUCGGAAUCCCUUACCCGUUCAGUUCCGCGUUUACGUCUGGCCCUUCACGAUACUAUGGCCUGUUUUCCUUGCAUUCUACCUUUCCCCUGAACGAUAUGAGACAUAUCUCCAGGCCCCCGAGUGGGCUGCCCUGUGGACCGGAUUGAUUGCUACCUCGCAGGCGCUAUUAUGGUUAAUGACAAAAUGGAACAUUAACAUCGACGCGCUCUUUACCACUGUCGCUGCUAAAUCAGUUGCGGAGGCACAGCUCAUCAAAGUCAUUCCAGCGGCAAACGCCGGAUCAGCAGAAAUUUGCAAGCUGAUAAAGGACCAAACCGGAGGAGUCGAGAAUAUCUCAUUCCUAUUUCAAAAGAGACGCUUCCUAUACGAUCCGGAGCAGGGGUGUUUUGCCCCCCUGCGGUAUGUCCUUGAUACUGAGCCAAAGCCAACUCUCCGAUCAUUCCAAGGAUCCCGCGGCCUCACCUCAACCGCGCAAGUCAACGAAGUCCAACAUCAUUAUGGAGAUAACACCUUCGACAUUCCAGUGCCUACAUUCGUGGAACUCUUCAAGGAACACGCUGUUGCCCCGUUUUUCGUUUUCCAGAUAUUCUGUGUCGGUCUUUGGCUUCUGGAUGAGUACUGGUACUAUUCACUAUUUACCUUAGUUAUGCUGGUAAUUUUCGAAAGUACUGUGGUAUGGCAAAGACAGCGAACCCUAACAGAAUUCCGAGGCAUGAGCAUCAAACCGUAUGACGUGUGGGUCUUCCGAGACAACCAAUGGGUGGAAGUCAGCAGCGAGAAGCUUCUUCCAGGCGAUCUAGUCUCAGUGAACCGGACAAAAGAUGACAGCGGGGUUCCAUGCGAUAUACUACUGGUAUGGGGUAGCGCCAUCGUCAACGAAGCCAUGCUUUCUGGAGAGAGUACUCCUCUACUGAAAGAUUCUAUCCAACUACGACCAGCAGAGGAGAAGAUUGAGCCUGAGGGCCUUGAUAAGAACUCAUUCCUCUACGGCGGUACCAAGGUGUUGCAGAUCACACACCCAAACUCGCAAGCUGGAUCAGACAGUAGCUACAAACCAUUGAAUGGAGCUCCCACUCCCCCUGAUAACGGUGCCCUCGGAAUCGUCAUUCGCACUGGCUUCGAAACCAGCCAAGGAAGUUUGGUUCGCACAAUGAUUUAUUCCACCGAGCCCGUCUCUGCAAACAACGUCGAAGCAUUCAUGUUCAUCCUGUUCCUCUUGAUCUUUGCCAUUGCUGCCUCUUGGUAUGUUUGGGUAGAAGGUGUUGCUCAGGACCGAAAGCGAUCAAAGCUACUCCUUGAUUGUGUUUUGAUCAUAACCAGCGUCGUACCCCCCGAACUUCCCAUGGAACUGAGUCUUGCAGUAAACACCAGUUUAGCAGCCCUCAGCAGAUAUGCUAUUUUCUGUACCGAACCUUUCAGAAUUCCAUACGCGGGACGAGUUGAUAUUGCUUGCUUUGACAAGACCGGAACUUUGACAGGGGAGGAUCUUGUCGUUGAGGGAAUUGCGGGUCUAACCCUUGGCCAGACAGGGGCCCCAGCAGACAAGUACGGUGCACAUACUACCGUCACGCGAGUUACAGACGUUCAGGAUAAUACCACUCUCGUUCUUGCUACUGCACAUGCAUUGGUUAAACUCGACGAAGGAGAAAUUGUUGGCGACCCAAUGGAGAAGGCAACCUUAACUUCACUCGGAUGGACACUUGGCCAGAACGACACUUUGGCUAGCAAAGCAGGAUCAGCGGGACGGUCAGGCGACAGGUUCCUUGAAUCGGUUCACAUUAAACGCCGCUUCCAAUUCUCGUCUGCAUUAAAACGUCAAAGUACAGUAGCAAUCGUGAACGCGUUCGAAAAGCAGUCAUCCAAACGGUCGAAGGCUACAUUUGUCGGCGUGAAGGGAGCACCAGAAACCAUCAGCACUAUGCUUGUAUCCACCCCUCCAUACUACGAGGAAACAUUCAAACAUUUUACGCGCAACGGUGCUAGAGUUCUCGCCCUGGCUUACAAAUUCCUCUCAGACGCUGAGCUUGGACAAGGUCGUAUCAACAACUUGAAACGUGAAGACGUUGAGGCGGACUUGCACUUUGCUGGCUUCCUUGUCCUUCAAUGCCCGUUGAAAGGAGAUGCAAUCAAGGCUGUGCAGAUGCUUAAUGAAAGUAGUCACCGAGUUGUCAUGAUUACUGGAGACAACCCUCUGACCGCCGUCCAUGUAGCAAAGAAAGUGGAAAUUGUCGAUAGAGAGGUUCUCAUCCUUGACGCCCCUGAACAUGACACCAGUGGCACGAAGGUUGUAUGGCGAAGCGUUGAUGAUAAAUUCAGCGUUGAAGUUGACCCUACCAAGCCAAUUGAUCCUGCCAUCCUUGCCGAGAAAGACCUCUGUGUUACUGGAUACGCAUUAGGGAAAUUCAGAGACCAACCAGGCCUUCGUGAUUUGAUCCGAUAUACUUGGGUGUAUUCUCGAGUUUCCCCAAAACAAAAAGAGGAAAUUUUACUUGCUAUGAACGAAGCUGGAUACACGACCCUAAUGUGUGGUGACGGAACCAAUGACGUCGGAGCCCUUAAGCAGGCCCAUAUUGGUGUGGCCCUACUCAAUGGCACUCAGGAAGAUCUCAACAAGAUUUCUGAGCACUUCAGAAAUACAAAGAUGAAGGAAAUUUAUGAGAAACAGGUUUCACUGAUGCAAAGGUUUAAUCAACCCGCACCUCCUAUCCCUAUUCAUAUCGCCCAUAUGUACCCUCCUGGGCCAAAUAACCCCCACUACGAGGCGGCCAUGCUGCGCGAAGCACAAAAGAAGAUCGCCGCAGGAAUGCCGCCGCCAGAAGAAAAUGGUGUGCCAACCGUCGUUUCCCCCGGUGCUCAAGCAUUGCAACAAGCAGAUGACAGUAAUCUGACCCCCCAGGAACGCAAACAAAAGCAAGCAACCCUCGCAGCAUCUUCACUGGCCGACAGAUUAAGCGCAUCAAUGAUGGAAGGAAUGGAUGAAGACGAGCCCCCGACUUUGAAACUUGGUGAUGCCUCUGUUGCCGCACCUUUCACAAGUAAACUUGCCAACGUCAUUGCUAUCCCGAACAUCAUUCGACAAGGGCGCUGCACUCUGGUUGCUACCAUCCAGAUGUACAAGAUUCUCGCCUUGAAUUGCUUGAUCAGUGCCUAUAGUUUGAGUGUGAUCUAUCUUGACGGCAUCAAAUUCGGGGAUGGACAGGUCACCAUCAGUGGAAUGUUGAUGAGCGUGUGUUUCUUCUCCAUCUCUCGUGCGAAGGCCGUUGAUGGGCUAUCAAAGGAGCGACCACAGCCAAACAUUUUCAAUAUCUACAUCAUGGGUUCUAUCCUGGGCCAGUUCGCGAUUCAUAUUGCUACCCUGAUCUAUAUCUCGCAAUAUGUCUACUCUAUUGUACCACGCAAGGAUAAGAUUGAUCUAGAACGCGAGUUUGAGCCAUCUCUUCUUAACAGCGCCGUCUAUCUGCUACAGCUUAUCCAGCAGAUCUCUACAUUUUCCAUCAACUAUCAGGGCCGGCCAUUUAGAGAGUCCAUCCGCGAGAACCGUGCUAUGUACUGGGGCCUUGUGUUAACUUCUGGUGUAGCCCUGUCUUGCGCGACUGAAUUCAUCCCAGAACUCAACAAUAAGCUCAGGCUGGUCCCAUUCGAGGCCGGAUUCAGAGUCAGACUUACAUUGACCAUGAUCAUUGAUUAUGUCGGCUGUUGGCUGGUGGAGAAUAUCUUGAAGAGCAAUUUCAGCGAUUAUAAACCCAAAGCCAUUGCUGUGAGGAGGCCUGAUCAGCUUGCCGCUGAGGAGAAAAGGAAAAAGUUGGAAGAAGAGAAGGAAAGAAAGAAGGAAGCUGAAAAGAGUACCUAG
Arthroderma uncinatum is the source of this 3891-nucleotide messenger RNA. Its product is annotated as cation-transporting ATPase 4. Bases 1 to 3891 code for a protein of 1296 amino acids. The record is from RefSeq and is a predicted model, not a curated record. Lineage: Eukaryota; Fungi; Ascomycota; Eurotiomycetes; Onygenales; Arthrodermataceae. Gene Ontology annotation, biological process: intracellular calcium ion homeostasis. Gene Ontology annotation, cellular component: endoplasmic reticulum membrane. The transcript is spliced from 4 exons. Gene Ontology annotation, molecular function: ATP hydrolysis activity; ATP binding; P-type ion transporter activity.